Striga hermonthica is the source of this 747-nucleotide messenger RNA. The record is from the annotation of a GenBank genome assembly. NCBI's taxonomy places the organism in Eukaryota, Viridiplantae, Streptophyta, Magnoliopsida, Lamiales, Orobanchaceae.
AUGGAAUACCCAGACGAUGACAAUACCAUGCAGAAGUAUGUUGGUCUCGAUAUUUCAAAUACCAGAAUCAUGAGACCAGCAGAUUCAGUGGAAGCUCAGAUAGAUGAGAUCGAGCGUACAGAAGAAGAGGAGGAUGUGGCUUUGUACAGCGAUAGCCAGAGUGCAAUUCAUCUGGUAAAGAAUCCCGCGUUUCACUCGCAAACGAAGCACAUCGAGGUUAAGUAUCAUUUCAUCUGGCAACUUCUAGAGAAGAAGAUGUUGCAGCUGAAAAAGAUUCGGGGAGAUAGGAAUCCUGCAGACAUGUUGACCAAGGCGAGGGUUGACGGCGCGACGGAGGAUGAGGAUGUUGAUGAUGCGACGGAGGAGGUUGCUGGCACGACAGAGGUGGUUGACCAUCCUAGUGGACGCGAUGACGACAACCGAAUAUUGCGUCGAACCUCGAGUCACGGUGGUCAGCGAUGUUUUAUUCCGACAAGACAAGUUGUCCGGACGUUCUCAGCCCUACGAAGACCUCAAGCCAGUUGCCCGACAGUUUAUCGCGAGCUGCUCGGUCGUACAUCGCGAGCCACUCCAUCGUUCAUCGCGAGCUACCAGGCCUUUCUCGGACUCCAUCCUUUCCACCCUAGAGCUGCAUUGUCGUUCAUCGCGAGGAAGAUGAACACGAACCAGGUGGUCGUGCAUCCUAUGAAAGCGUCGUCCCUACAGACGGAGGCUGUGGGAACUUGCUGCUACCGCGAGCGAGGAUGA